Camellia sinensis is the source of this 1062-nucleotide messenger RNA. The record is from RefSeq and is a predicted model, not a curated record. Lineage: Eukaryota; Viridiplantae; Streptophyta; Magnoliopsida; Ericales; Theaceae.
AGGUACGUGGAGCGGUGUCAACAGCCAACCAAUUCAUAAUAAAAAAGGAGUGCUUAUAGGUUGCAUGAAAAACUUUGUUUACGAGAAGAAAGGAUCCGCACAGCAUGGUCGUUGGCUCAUGAAAGAGUUUAGUCUUGACGGCGCUUUACUCGACCACGUCAAGAGAUUGAAGCAAGAAAACUACAAAGAUUUAGUCAUAUGCCAAAUCAAGUGGAAAGAUCAAGGACGAAACCGGGCAAGAUCAAGUGAUGUCGAGGUUCUUCAAGCCAAGCCAGUUCUUAAUGACCAAUUGGGUGAAUUCCGCUACUUGAAUUCCGAACAAACAAUGCAACAAGCAACUACCAGCACUAUUGCAGUAGAGCAGGAAGUCCAAUCCGAUGAAUUUGAUACGCUGAACAAGGAUACAGCAGUGGCACAAGCUGCCUUCAUCGUGGGACAAAAUCAGAUUCAAAUGCAAGAACAUAGUAUUAGGCCCCUUGAAAGAUCUACACUGAUGACGAGUAGUUUUGACGUUGAAUCAUUGUUGCCUACUGUGAGAUACGAAGAUGGUAUUCAAUCCGCUGAGAGCAAUUUAAGUAUUGAUAUGAAUGAAUUACUUUAUUUUCUGGACACUUCGCUCGACUUCAAAUGUUCAGGACCCCGUGAUUGAGUGCAUGGAUUUGUCGAAGAGAAUGGACAAAUAUUCUGCUGAAGAAAAUGGAUUAUGUGACGAAAGGUUCGGAAUUGGGUCAAAAGAGUUUAUGGAACAGCUGAUGAAAGAUCAAGAAGAAGACCCUUUCUUGCUUGACACUAGCUGGGAAAAAGAUUUAGACUUGGAACUACGAAUUGGAUGAGUUACAUUGCAGCAAGACAUUCUGUUUUUUCAAUUUGAAUUUCUAAGAUAUUCUGUUUUUUCAAGUUGAAUUUCUAAGAUGUUAACUCCAUGUUUGGGUUUUCUCUGCCUUGGCGAUUGCACAUGAUUGGGUUGGUUUGGUAUGUAAUAUACUCAAGUCGGCAAUGAUGCAUUUUCAUCACCUUGGCCUCUGUAUGUAUAAAGUUUUUUUUCCCUUUAAUCUUUAUACA